Molecule: messenger RNA, 1689 nt
Organism: Triticum turgidum subsp. durum (durum wheat)
Lineage: Eukaryota; Viridiplantae; Streptophyta; Magnoliopsida; Poales; Poaceae
Source: the annotation of a GenBank genome assembly
AUGGAGGGCGGCAAGGCAUCCACUUCCACUCAGCGGCAGCGGCAGUCGUCCGGCGGCGUUCGGCCGAUUGUGCUAGUAGUGGUCGCGGUGAGCCUGGUUGGCGUGCUGUUCAUGGCCACGCGGGUCUCGCCCGGAUGCCGUCCACUCUUAAAAGCUGUGUACCAACAAGGAGUAGGCCGUGCCGGCCCCUCCGUGACGACGGCCGAUCCGCUCCUCGGCGGCCUCCUCUCGCCGGACUUCGACGACCGCUCCUGCCUCAGCCGCUACCGCGCCCCGCUCUACCGCCAGCCGUCGCUCCACAACCUGUCAUCGCACCUCGUCGCGCGCCUCCGACGCUACGAGUCCCUCCACCAGCUCUGCGGGCCUGGCACACCGGCCUACUCGCGCGCCGUCGCCCGCCUGCGCGAGGCCAUGGAUGGGCAUGCGUCAGCGCCAGCACCAGCUGCGGCAUCAUCCAACGGUGCCAGCUCCGACGACCCCGAGUGCAGCUACAUCAUCUGGACCCCCGUAGAGGGACUCGGCAACCGCAUCCUCUCCACCGCCUCCGCUUUCCUCUACGCGCUGCUCACUGACCGUGUCCUCCUUGUCCACCACCCCGCCGACGACCUCAACGACGUCUUCUGCGAGCCCUUCCCGGGCUCCAACACCACCUGGGUGCUCCCGGAGAAAGGCUUUCCCAUCCAGGGCAUCAAGGGGCUCAACGUCCGCACCCGGGAGAGCCUCGGCAACGCGCUGGGCCGUGGCAGGGACCCGCCGGCGCCGUGGCUGUACGUGCACCUACAGACCGACUACAAGCCGGACGAUCGGCGUUUCUUCUGCGACGACGGACAGGACUCGCUGCGUGGCGUGCGAUGGCUCGUGCUCCGCUCCGACAACUACUUCGUGCCGGGCCUCUUCUUCCUCCCGCGGUACGAGGAAGAGCUGGCCCGCCUGUUCCCGCACCGCGACACCGUGUUCCACCACCUCGGGCGGUACCUGUUCCACCCGAGCAACACGGUGUGGGGCAUGGCGACGCGGUACUACAGCUCGUACCUGGCCCCGGCGGAGGAGCGGGUGGGCGUCCAGGUGCGCGAGUUCAAGUAUGCGCGCAUCUCCGCCGACGAACGCUACAAGCAGAUCAUCUCGUGCGCGAGCCGCGAGAGCCUCCUGCCCGCCGUCAAGGACGCUACUCUCCCGAGCUCUGACUCUGACCACCACCAGCAGCAGGAGCAGGAGCAGGAGACGAAACGCAAGGCCGUGCUCGUGGUGUCGCUGAACGGGGACUACUACGACAAGCUCAGCAGCCUGUACUACGAGCACGGCGCGGCGGGAGGGCACGGCGCUGUGACUGUGAGCGUGUUCCAGCCGACGCACCUGGGCAUGCAGCACUCGGAGAAGCGGCAGCACAACCAGAAGGCGUUGGCUGAGAUAGUGUUGCUCAGCUUUUCGGACGUGGUCGUCACGUCCGCCCAAUCCACGUUCGGCUACGUCAGCCAGGGGCUGGCCGGGCUGAGGCCCUGGGUGCUCAUGCUCCCCGCCGACGGGAAGGUCCCCGAUCCGCCGUGUCGUCUCGCCUCCACCAUCGAGCCCUGCUUCAUGAAGGCGCCGCACUAUGACUGCCGGACCAGGGGACACAGCGACAACGGCAAGCUGCUCCCGUACAUCCGGCAGUGCCAGGAUGUAUCGUAUGGCGUUCAGUUGGUGGAGUAA